Molecule: messenger RNA, 1728 nt
Organism: Stylophora pistillata
Lineage: Eukaryota; Metazoa; Cnidaria; Anthozoa; Scleractinia; Pocilloporidae
Source: RefSeq, a predicted model, not a curated record
CGGACCGGGGUCUCGUAAAUGUCGUAUUUCAUGGGCAGUAGGAAAAUAUGGCAGAUUCUGAUUCCGGUACCCAUGUUACGGACAUAAGUGAGCGUCUUCAGGACGAUUUUGAGCUCAGAAAAGAAGCUAUGCUACAAACAGUGACAGAAAUAGGACGCAAUUUAUCAAAUGAAACCAUCUCUCAGAGGAAUUCAAUUGAGAUCAGUGGAGAAGAUAUUUCGUGGAAAAGGUCAAACUCGACUCCUUCUGGUCACCAGCGUCGAAACAGCACAGGCAGUACCCCUCGCUUAAUCCGUCACGUGUCUAGCCGUACCACUUCACCUGCUCCUAUCACGCAAAGUCGAGUGUCGUCACCAUCUCGUUUUUCAGUAACACGCGCACCGGGAUCUGCUUUUCACGUACCCAUUCAAACUCCAUCACCGGGUCGUCACGUGCCACACCGUGUCACAUCUCCUCCCCGUCUCGCACCUAGUCAUUCUGUCUCACCCACCCGUCACCUGACAAACCGGUUAUCGAAUCCAGCUCGACACCCGGUAACUCGAGGGCCAUCUCCCGCUCAACUCCCGUCCAGUAGAGUAAAUUCACCUGCUAGCCGAGUUCCACGCCGUAGAGCCGCCAAUGCAGGAAGAGCCGUUGGUCGAGAGACGACACCAAGGAAUAAUUUGGUAAUCGCAAACGUUCAUACAACGCCUAGGAGAUACAGAAAGGCGAAUGGUGUUGUCAACUCAGCACGGCACUCUGCUCCUAACAGAGUAAGGCAAACCGCUGCUCAAACGUCGGUUAGUUAUGGUGGUGCGCUCAGCGAAGGGGAUGGUGCAGGAUUUCUGAGGAGUUUAGAUAGUAUUCCAACACAUUCGGGAUCAAGGAGUGCGUACGAUUUUGUCGACGCUAGUAAGCGCAAACCUUCAAAACGCCAGGCAAAUGCGACACAUGUUGAUAUCACAGAUAUAGACCUUUCUGCUCUUGAGGAACAAGAAGUAGUAAUCGAUCAAGUUGAUGACAAACCUUGGCUCCCGACAGGAAUCUAUGCAGUAUUCUUACUUACACUGUGGACUGCCGUACUAAGGCUUAGUGACGGUGUAGAAGCAAACGGUCCUGUUGCUUGUUCUGCUGGGGAAGAAACUCGACUUUGGAUAUGCGCUGCCUCCUUCUCGCUUGCCCAAGGUCUCGCUGAGGCCUUUUGGCAGCGAAAAAACAUGUUCAAGGUCCUUUUUAGCAUGCUAUGCCUCUUUGCGUAUUUCAUCAUUUCUCACGUGCAACCUUUAUCAUGUCGGUUCGGAGAGGACAGAGUCACAGAGAUAAGUAAAUGGCAGUCGGCUAUGAACUUCUUUGUGAGUGCGUUGUUAGUAGUGGGAAUUUAUAAGCACAUUUUGGAAACGAUACAAAACCAGAGAAUAAUGAAAGAAAAAACGAUUCAAAAGAGGCAGUGGGAAGAUACAGAGGACUCAGAGUUCGAAGGAUUACCAGAGGGUAUAAUAUAACCAAGUGAGGCGGUGAGGCCCCAAGUGCAUCCAUACAGGAAGCAGAGGGUCAACAGGUAUUUUGUUUUAACCAACGUCCUCAGUCAAGUUUCACUGUGGAGUAUUGAACUUGGCGUGGAAGAAACUCUGCAAAAUGACAGAUAUUAGCGUUGGAACAAAACGUUACAACAAUUUUUUCCGUUUCAGCAGUUAGGAAAACGCAGUUAUUUCAAGAACACCAUUUCCUAGUUGAAACUAAUCAUUGCCU